AUGAGAGAAAUUGUUCACUUGCAGGCCGGCCAAUGUGGCAAUCAAAUUGGAGCAAAAUUUUGGGAAGUAAUAUCAGAUGAGCAUGGCAUUGAUCCAACUGGAGCAUAUCACGGCGACUCAGACUUACAGCUCGAGCGUAUCAAUGUGUACUACAACGAGGCCACCGGAGGUAAAUAUGUCCCUCGGGCCAUUCUAGUGGAUCUUGAGCCUGGUACCAUGGACGCCGUACGCUCUGGACCAUUUGGCCAAAUUUUUCGGCCAGACAACUUCGUUUUCGGACAAUCGGGUGCUGGUAAUAAUUGGGCCAAGGGUCAUUAUACCGAAGGUGCCGAGCUGGUUGAUUCGGUGUUGGAUGUAGUACGCAAGGAAGCGGAGAGCUGCGAUUGUUUGCAGGGGUUCCAGCUAACGCACUCGCUAGGUGGUGGUACAGGUGCAGGCAUGGGCACAUUGCUCAUCUCGAAAAUUCGGGAAGAAUAUCCAGAUCGUAUAAUGAUGACUUUUAGUGUAGUGCCUUCCCCUAAAGUUUCUGAUACUGUUGUUGAGCCGUAUAACUGCACGCUCUCAGUGCAUCAGCUCGUAGAGAAUACCGAUGAAUCGUAUUGCAUCGACAACGAAGCUCUCUAUGACAUUUGCUUUAGAACUCUCAAACUCACGACUCCCACGUACGGGGAUCUUAACCAUCUGGUUUGCGCGACCCUUAGCGGUGUUACUACUUGCUUAAGAUUUCCUGGUCAGCUAAACGCGGACUUAAGAAAGUUGGCCGUUAAUAUGGUGCCAUUCCCAAGAUUGCAUUUUUUUAUACCCGGCUUUGCUCCUCUUACUUCUAGGGGUUCGCAGCAAUAUAGAUCGUUAACCGUACCGGAACUUACUCAGCAAAUGUUCGAUGCAAAGAAUAUGAUGGCAGCAUGUGAUCCAAGGAACGGACGCUAUCUAACCGUCGCAGCCGUUUUUCGUGGCCGCAUGUCUAUGAAGGAAGUUGAUGAGCAAAUGCUUAACAUUCAGAAUAAAAAUAGUUCAUAUUUCGUUGAAUGGAUACCAAGCAACGUCAAGACCGCUGUCUGCGAUAUACCGCCGCGAGGUCUCAAAAUGUCCGCUACUUUCAUUGGAAACUCUACUGCUAUUCAGGAACUUUUUAGACGAGUUUCUGAGCAAUUUACCGCUAUGUUCAGGCGAAAGGCUUUUCUUCAUUGGUAUACCGGCGAAGGUAUGGACGAAAUGGAAUUUACUGAAGCUGAGAGCAAUAUGAAUGAUUUAGUCACUGAAUACCAGCAAUACCAAGAAGCUUCUGCAGAAGAGGACGCUGAUUUCGACGAAGAAGAAAAUGAAAAUGAAGAUAAAUAAAGAUCAUUUUUUCAUCAAUUUUCUUCUCGCAACUACAAUAGACAUCACUACUCAGAUUCGUAAAAGAUAGUUCAUUUC
Molecule: messenger RNA, 1419 nt
Organism: Phymastichus coffea
Lineage: Eukaryota; Metazoa; Arthropoda; Insecta; Hymenoptera; Eulophidae
Product: tubulin beta chain-like
Exons: 5
Coding region: 1-1341 (446 amino acids)
Biological process (GO): mitotic cell cycle; microtubule cytoskeleton organization
Cellular component (GO): cytoplasm; microtubule
Molecular function (GO): GTP binding; structural constituent of cytoskeleton; GTPase activity
Source: RefSeq, a predicted model, not a curated record